AUGACUUUAUUUGCAGAUAAUUUGAUGCAAACAAGGUUUUUUUAUUCUUUGCAGAACAUAUCAUUCAGUGAUCAGAACAUAUAAUUCAAAAUUUGAAACCCCUGAUUUUGCACUUAAUGGCAAUGCUAUCAUUAUCACAAGCUAACUUCAUAUCAGUUACAUGUCAUAUAUAAUUUUGGCUACAUUCUUAGGUUUUCCUUUUGCCUUUCCCGACGUUGAGUAAUUUUGGCUGUUCUCUAUUUGGAGUAGUUAUGAGAAGUUCCUAUAUAUUUCAUAUCAGUUACAUGUCAUAUAUAAGUUGUUAAUUCUUGUGGUUCACUAUGUUUCUCAUGAUUACUCUUGUCAACCGAACACAUUAUAUGUUUGUUGACUCACAUGGUGAUCCUCAAGCAUAUUGCUUUCUUUAUGCCAUCUAUUUACAGGCUCAAGAUAACAUUAUGAACCUUCCAUUAUUAAAUGGUUGGGGUGAAGUGGAAAUAUGUUGAGGCAAAGGCUGCUGCAUAUUACUAUCAUGGUUUGAUCCUUGAUGAGGGUAACACAGAAAAAUUUCAUGGGAUGGCUGUAGCUGCUUUGCAAGCAGCAGAUGAGUAUUUCAAAGAAAGUAAGAAGGCAUGCGAAGCAUUUAACGCUGCUCCCCCUUUGUCAAGAAAUUCACCGCUCUGGGGAACCAUGAAGUAUCUAUCUGAGAAAAUUCCAAAAGAUGCUUCAAGCAAAGUGCGGAUAAAACGUGAUCUGUACUCGCACAAAAAGUAUGUCCUGCCUGAGAGAACUAUUACCAAUAGUAUUUUGUUUAUGCCUAAAUGCAAUCUCCUCUUCACUCUUGGCAUCCCUAAUUUCAAUCUCAAUGUUCUUGGUUGAUGAUACAUAGAACAA
Messenger RNA from Malus domestica (apple), 873 nucleotides. RefSeq lists its product as uncharacterized. NCBI's taxonomy places the organism in Eukaryota, Viridiplantae, Streptophyta, Magnoliopsida, Rosales, Rosaceae. The record is from RefSeq and is a predicted model, not a curated record.